Athalia rosae (coleseed sawfly) is the source of this 3297-nucleotide messenger RNA. RefSeq lists its product as uncharacterized. Gene Ontology annotation, cellular component: membrane. The transcript is spliced from 4 exons. Lineage: Eukaryota; Metazoa; Arthropoda; Insecta; Hymenoptera; Athaliidae. The record is from RefSeq and is a predicted model, not a curated record. Bases 956 to 1384 code for a protein of 142 amino acids.
UUCCACAGUUGGCGUUCGAUCGACCCACUCGUUAAACGCAGAGCAACGCGUGCUGGGUGCUGCGCUCAAUGCGACAGUCGUCGACAGAGUGUAUUUGGAAGCGAACCACAUCGUGUGGAAGUUGAAAAUUUUCGUCCUUCCAUUUAACAAAUUAACAAAUAACGCCCCGACGCGAAGAAAAUAUUUCCAAAAAUUUACACACAAUUUUCCGCAUCUCCACAACCGAAGUCUGCACAGGCAGCCAAAAACUGAACAAGAAAAAUUCAAACAAAAAAAAAAAAAAACAGACAUCGUCUGAUUAUCCGAGUAAAUUUUACCAAUUAUCGUGGUCCUGUGGAUACCGAGUCUCUAACCGAGUGCAGGUCACGAAUUUUCAAGGUCGCCAGUAUCCGUUGCCUUAGCUAUUUUUUAUCCUAUAAAAUUAUAUCAGUGAAAUGGUGCCUAUUUUACAGUGAACCACGUGACGGUAUGCGGUAACAGGUUUUCAUUUUCAUUUUGGUUUUGUUUUUUUUAUUUUAUUUUUCAAAAACCGGCUCCCACACAACAUCGAGCAAUCGCGGUCGAAAAAAUUUACAGCUAAUUGCAACGAUAACUGAUUUUCAAACCGUUUCAAUAUUUAAGAUAUUUCAUACGUGAAAAAUGAUUUUUCAAGGAGAGACGAUGCUACAGCAGCAAAUCCUGCUUCCAGUUCGUUUCAAGAUAAGAGCACUGUCUGAAAAUUGAAGAACCUGUAACGUCGGAAGAAGAUAGAAAAAAAAACCAUAUUCGAUUCCAUUCCGAACAUCAGAAUCGCUGAUGAUUCGAAGGGAUCACAUUUCAUAAUUUCCAAUACUAAUAUCAACCGUAGGAUCUGUUGGGACUCAAAAUUCAAACUUUGUCAACAUUUUUGAUUUCAAUUUCUUUAUCUGCUCUUCGAACCACCGACUAAUUCGCUGCUAUCAAGAUAUAAAACGGCAUGACUAGGUCCCUUUGUAACAUGGAGUGUAUUAAGGGAUGUAAAAUCCCUCUGGGAAUUUUAGCGCUCCUUAUCUGCACCAUAGCCGCAUUCUUCGUACCAGAAAUAGAUGCACUUGAAGAAAAUUGUACCGAUUUUCAAGGUGGGACCGUAACGCAUGGACUUCUUUACGUUCCGGGACCUGCUGUUUGUAGCCUGUGCGUUUGUUAUCACUCAGAGCCGAUGUGGUGCAAAGCUAUUUAUUGCACACCACCUUACAAGUGUAAACGGUUCCGUGUAGGUGAAAGAUGUUGUGAAUUUGAGUGCUUGGAUGGAACUGAUGCGGAUUGGAGUGGACCCGACUUAAUUAUCGCAGCUGGUACUUCUAGUUUCGAUCAGAGAAUAUCGCUUUUUGUUGCAACGCUUGUUGUCGUAUUGAUGGCUCCUUAGCAAGAAAAAGCAAAUUGUUUAAGGAACUUUUUUGGUCCUUUCAUUGAUUAUUAUUACUACCAUUGCUAUUUUUUUUGUCUCUGCUUUCACACUCUGCAAGGAGCGCGGAGAUUUUUCAUGUAUUUGGGGGUGAAUAAUUCUGAGACGAAACUAUUUACGUAAGAUUUAUUCAAGUGAACGCUCAGAAUUAUUGUUCCGCAAUAAUUUCGCAUACAUAUGACACAUCAUCGGGUAGAGGCAUUAAUUUGCCUUCAAAGCUAUAGAUAAAAUGGUGGAGAAUUAAUAAUUACCAAAUAUUACAAAAAUUAAUAUUCUCCGAGGUAAGUAAAAUACAUAUAUAACGUUAAAAUUAUUAUCUAAUAUGUGAUACAAUUUUUUAUAUACAUAAAUAAAUUAAAUUACAUAACAAUUUUAUUAUACAGAGAUAUAUGUGUUAUACGCUUGCGGGUUGGGAUGUAUAUGUUAGAAAUUAUGAUAAAAUAUUUUAUGGCUGACGGCACUUUGCCAGAUUAUAAAAUAGCAUGAAUUAUUUCGGGAAAAACUCAACUAGAAUUAGCCAGAUAUUUACCUGGCCUCUACAGUUUUUACUACUGAAAAAACGAUUGAAAAAGAAGACAGACAAGAAAUAAGAACAAAUGCAUCUGAAAAUUCAUAUGCUUAUAUACUUGGAUAAAUCGGUCAAAUGAACUGGGGCAUCAUUUUUCGGUUUGAAAUUGUGUUACUGCAUUCUGAUAUGUGAUAGAAAUUUUGCAGUCAUUAAUCCCGUUAUUGCAGUAAUUGGUCCAAUUCAUGAGUGUUUAUCCAUUUUUUUCUUCAACGUAUGCGAAGUUUUUUUAGCCGUCGAAGAAUUUUUUUAUAUUUUUCAUUUUUUGCGACGCGGAUUUGCUAAAUAUGCAGCCUACGUGAGAAUCAAGUACAAUAUAUUCGAUAUUCCUGUACAGGGUUUAGAAGAAAAUAAAAUUGAUAGAAACAAAGAACAAGAAAUCGAUUUAAGAAAUAAUCCGAUGACAUAUUGAUAUGUAAAUAAUUUCUAUAGAGCCAUUUGCAAUUAAAUUCCAUCCAUUCGAAUAACAUUAUCAAUUUAUCCCUAUGAUCACAUAUCAUUCCAUGGUAAUAAAAGAGACAGAAACAAUAACAUUUUUAUUAUAUAGUGAAUUUAGAUAUAAGCCGUGGGUACUUUUACGCUUUUUGCAAAGUCAUUCUAAUAAAAAUAAAAAAAACUAGUAUCACUUUUAUCGAUUUGUACUGCUAAGAAAAUUUGAUUUCUUCAUCUUCUAAUCAUGAAAUUAAUUGAUCAAGUAAAGUGAUAGCUUGAAUUUCGGAAAGAUGUUUUUGACAACAGACGCAAGACGGUAAAUCUAUUAAUUCUUCUAUUAAGUAAUGUAAAUAAUUGCAAGAUAAUAAUUAAAUGAUAUAUUAUUCUUAAGUGAAAUAUGUUAAGUUCUAAUUGAAAUGUUUAUUGAGGAAUCAUAUAACAUGGGGCCUUUUUAAGUAGAAAUAUAUAAUUAUUCCAAAUUUCCAUUGUAUUAUAUAAAUAUACAGAGUAUACAUGUUUAUACAUGUUUAUUGAUUGUUAAUUAUAAUGAAGCGUGCUGAACAAUUAUUGAUGGAUAAUUUUCAGCGCGAGUACAACAUAAAUGAUGGAAAUGAAAAAGAAUUUCUUCCAAUGUUGGGCCACUAUAAUUAACUUCACAUAUCCAUCACUGAUUGCUUGGAUUUUUCUUCCAUCUAAUUUUAUACAAUUCGCCACUACGAUGCUAUUCAAAAACUGUUAUUUGAGCUGUGGCCUCGGCGACAACUGCUGGGUCUAAGGUAGAUAGUUAAUAAAAAUUAUAUAAAGAGAAUUAACAUUGUCAUUGCGCAAAGAUGAAAGAUACAUCAAUAAACUGAAUAAAUUAUUAUAUUUCAAUGAA